This is a messenger RNA of Parastagonospora nodorum SN15, 1644 nucleotides long. RefSeq lists its product as hypothetical. The coding region runs from base 1 to 1644 and encodes 547 amino acids. The transcript is spliced from 4 exons. The record is from RefSeq and is a predicted model, not a curated record. NCBI's taxonomy places the organism in Eukaryota, Fungi, Ascomycota, Dothideomycetes, Pleosporales, Phaeosphaeriaceae.
AUGACCGACGACACUUUCAUUUUCGACGGCGGUGAGCCCAUUGACGAGAUCAACAUUGGUGACGACAUGGCCGAUGUGGAGAUCUCGGGCAAUGGCGACGACGAGGAUGAGCUCUUCGACUACAUCGAGGUCCCAGAAGACCCCGAGGAUGACGAAUUCAAGCUGGAUGGCCCUGAUGACUUCGACGCCGUUGAUGAAGCCGCCGCCACCGCCGGAGAAGAAGAAGAUGAUGAUGAUGAUGAUGGAAAGGGCAAAGGGUACGAUCCCGAGUACAACGACAACGUCACUGGUAAUAAGUGCAAGCGUGUCAAGUUUGCUUUCAAUGCCGCCACCACAGCCUCCGUUCAGCGCUCAGCUAUGCGCACACAGGCCGACAAUGCUGAGGCCUUCUUCCUAGAGGAAGACGAUGUGCUUACCACCAAGCCCUCUUCUCGUGUCCCUGGUACCUUUGGUCGCGUGAACCGCAAAAAGGGUGAGACCCUACCGGCGUAUCAUAAGCGCGUGUCUCAUGAGUUGGACUCGGACGAUGAACUCAUGAUGGAGAUGCGUGAGAAGGGAUUCAGCGACCGCCAGAUUUCUGACAAGCUGGCAAAGGAUGGUCGUGUUCGCUACGACCAGAAGUCCAUCUCUACGCGUAUUAUGCGUAUUCGCUUGGCCCAGGCUGGAAAUGUCGACACCCUUCUCAAGGAUGGGAUGAAGGAAUGGGAGUUCGAUGAUGACUGUCUCCUCAUGCAGGCUUUUGCCCUGGCCGACAUCGAAGUCAACUACGAGGUCGAGCGUAUUCGUGCCUGGCGCUUCCGCAAGGUAUCCGAGUAUAUGCGUCGCCUUAACAAGGAGGCGCUGUUCUCUGCCAACGCCUGUCGCGAGCGAUACGACGCGAUUGUCAACGGUACAGCGCAGAUCCCAACCGAGAUGGAUGAUGAUCCAGACACCCGUCGCUACGAGCUGGAGAAGUAUCGUGUGGCCCGUGAAGAGGCUCGCAUGAAGGAGAAGAAUGAGAAGCAGGCUCAUGAGGUCAAAGAGCGCAUGGCCAAAGAUAAGGCCCGUAUCUUAAACGCCCAGAAGGCCGAAGAAGUUGCACACAGGCGCCAGCAGAAAGAGUCCGAGAAAGCCGAACGUGCCCUGAAGCGCGCGACUGCAGCACAGGUCAGGCUCCAGCGUGCAGGCGAGAACGCCGCCGCAAAGACCAAGCGCAAUGCGCAGAUCCAGAAGCAGAAAGCUGCUCUAGACAAGACCAUCUCCAAGGCAAAGGGUAGGGGCAAGGCCGCUUCCACCACAAAGCAGGCGCCGAGCCUGAACGAUACCUUAACUCUCACUACUUCCAAGGUCACUACGGAUACUCCAGAUCCGCGCAGCUAUCUCUCCGUUCAGGACCUCUCCAAGAUGUGCGCCGAUCGAGGCUUCGUUACCAAGGGCAAAGACAAGGACGAAAUGCUUGGUGAGCUGCGCGAUGCCGAUGAGGAGUGGUCACUUGCCGACUUGCAGAAAAUGUGCCGUACCAAGGGCUUGAACGUUGGUGGCAGCAAGUUCCAGCUGAGGUACGACUUGGCGUAUGCUGCUGCUCAGGUGUACAAGUCGUUCCGUGCCGGUGCCAUCGCUGCCGACUCCGCCAACGAGGACGUGGUCAUGGAUGAAGAGGAGUAG